Molecule: messenger RNA, 38924 nt
Organism: Xyrichtys novacula (pearly razorfish)
Lineage: Eukaryota; Metazoa; Chordata; Actinopteri; Labriformes; Labridae
Source: the annotation of a GenBank genome assembly
GAGUGAAGCUGGAGAUGACAGUCUGUGAGGCAGCUCUACCCUGCUGUGUCCGACCAACGAGCAACAGGUCUGUUAGAGUGAAACUGUGAAUUAGAAGAGCGUAAAGUGAGGUAUUCCUGUUUGGUGUAAGAAAUACACACAGUGCAGAGCACCCGACUGGAUUUAGCAGCCGAGGGAGUUCGUGAUCGCCUCAGAAACAGAGUGAGUACUUGAGUGUUUUCUGGUCUGAAGCGGCUUUGUUAUCAACAGGUGCUAGUUAGUUAGCUGCUAACAUUAGCCUGAUAAUGUUCAGUGCAGUUUAACAGCUCCUGCUAAGUAACAUAUGUUUAGUUUCAGUGUGGGUGUAGUUGAAGAGAUUACAGCAGCUUAAGUGGGUUUAUUUGUAAUAGAAAUGAGGCUAAUGAGAGCUAACAGAGCUCCUGAAGGUUUACUAUGAGAGAGAAGCAGGCUAACCAAAACAGCUAAUGCUCUCAGUUUACGAUAGCUGUCAGUCUGAGCUGUCACAGAAAAUAACCAGAAUACACCCUACAUGGUCAUUACAUUUGUAUAUUAGUUAUACAUUUAUGACAGAAGAGUGUGCGCAGUUUAUAUGUGCCGUUUACACUUUGUUUCACUCAUUAACACUAAGACUUACUCUAUUCCUAAUUUUAGUAACCCCAUUUUUAAACGGCUUUUAUUUAUGAUGGCUAGUUUGUCAGUCGUAAGGUUAGUUCUUACCUGCUUGGAAAGUCAGGCUGACCAAAGAUCUUGAGUUGUAAACAGUACGUGGAGAAGUCUAAUUUAUCUUUACUUGGUAAUUUCUGAUAAAAUAUACAAAUAAAUCCUAAAAAGCGGAAGCUAGAUUUAAUCGUGCCAUGCAAUUAAAACGAAUCUGCAACAAUCAUGAGUUUCUGUAGGUGUUAAUCUUAUCUCUAUUGGAGGAUGGUAUGUAUACUUUAGGCUGAGCAGACACAAGAUAACAACAACAGCACGACUGAGAGCAGUUUCAACAGCUAGACUGUGACUUACCUGACUUUCUUUCUUUAUUUCCUCCCGUUUUUCACUCUAGUUUUAAAUUAGGAUUGUAAAUGUGAGUCAGCAGUUUGUUGUAAACUGCCCCACAGUAUCACAUACUCAAAACUGUGUCUUUGAAAGGAGUCACCUCCUUUGUAAUUUAUCUGGAGUGUUAAAUCAAAGUUAGAAUUUGCAUCUUUAUGACUGGACACAGCGAAAUUAAUUAGCAUUUAACAUUUUAUAAUGUUUACAUCAAACAAACACACUACAUCCCAGGGAUUCUGAACUGCAGUACCUCUAAAAUUUAAAAAUAAUACCUGUUGUAACACAACAGAAACAAAAAUAAACUCCUUGGCAGCUAAUUGAGUUCUUUUGACAAGGUCAUGAACCACAGACCAACUUUUGACAUCUGCUGACAGCAUUGAAAGAAAAGAAAAAUGAAAUGUUCCCCAAAAUAAUGUGUACACAAAAUAAAAAUAUUUAUUCUGAACAAUUUUAAAUAAUCCAAAGAAGUUUGUGGUAGUUUGUGUUUCUACAGAGUGUGUGCUUCCAGUCUGUAUUUUCUCAUUUCUACAUCUAAGUGUCAGUUUGAGCUGCAGAGACUCUGCGUUUGUGAUUAUAGUAGACAAUAUUGUGAUUUGCAGUUGUUAAAUAAUAAGUGGUCCACUUGCUUUGAACAUGCAAAGAGUGAUAGUUUUGGUAUAGGUUUUUCUCAGUUUUGAGCCCACAAAUAUUAACACAGAAAAUCCUUCUGUGCACGUUUGAGUGGAAAGUUCCUGGUACUAUCAGGGCCUGGACGUCCUGAAAAGUUCUUGACGUUGUCAGGAGUUCACAUGUGUAAAGGGUGUGUGUUAGAGGUCUAUGCUGUGUUUCUACGAAGUUUGACUAGAGUGUAAUUGGUAGAUGCAUUUCCACAAACAGACGGAGAACAAUAUGAAUCCGACUCUGGGUCAUAAACAGAUGACUUUAUCUCACAUGGUGACUGGUUACAGUGUCUGUUGGGUUUCAUGCUGUGUGCUUGAGGCUUUUUGAUAAGGCUUUGCUGCCUUUUGUUGUGUGGUGUGUUUUUGGUAAGCUUACAUUCUUGUCUGCUUGAACAAACAUUGUUAGCGUGCCCCUGGGCAAGAAACUAAGAAGAAUUUACCCGAACAAUUUUUGGUAUUUCAGUGUUAGUGACUGUGUUUUUGUGUAGAUUUGAGCAAGACAAGGACCGAAGAAGAGAAACCAUCAUGAUUUGUGAAGCUGGAGGUCAGCAUGGGCAUCAACUGCAAGGAUGUGAGGAUACAACUUUGUUCACCCCUUACCUGCUCUGAUGUGUAGGCUUGAGUGUUGGCUGACAGGUCGUCUUGUGGGAUUAGAAAACAUAUGCAUUUUAGUGGUAGAGAUUCUGGAUGGGAAUUAAGAACAGGUUCAAGAUCAUCUUCCCUGAAUAGUUCUCUCAUCAGUGCUCUCCACUUAGUGUCUUUCAAUACAACAAUGUGACGAAGAGUCAAGGAAGCAAUCAUGGCAGACAGAGGACAGGUACAGUCCAAAUCACUGUCAUAGACAGGAUACUGACUGUUAUGUUUGUAUCCCCCCUCCCUAACUCAGCUCCUCCCAGUGGCGUAAGUCGUUGCGAGGGAGGAGAGAGGGCGUGGAGUGGGUUUAACACAGCCAAGACCUGUUUUCACCAAUCACAUAAGCUCCUCUCCUUGCCUUUAAAUCCGCCACAGGCGAGGCGUAUUACUAUUUUCGUGAAGUAGUCAAAGAGAUCAAGAGAUGUCUGAAGACAGUAAUGCCACAAGAUGGCGACAGAAGGCAGCUCCUCAACAAGUGUCACUGUAAGCGCUGCAUUGGGCGUCCUCCACACUCUCACAUCUGAGCACAGAUGGAUUUGGUGUGUGUAAUGUUGGACCCACUGGUAAGACAAACACCCUUUUCCACAAAUAAAGACACUCACAUAAAGUUGUAUAUUCAAACCUCAUGUGACAAAGGUGGGUUGUGCGCACAGAUCACAACAUUAACUCCAAUAAUGGCAUUAAAAUUGGAACCAUCUGUGCGUAAAUGACGCAUCGCGCUCCAUGGCCUGGCUCUUUCUUUCAUAGAUGUUGGCAUAUAAAAUAAAUUUGCCUCACAAAACUGAAUAUUAUAAUAUCCGUAUGUCGGCUUAAAGUAGAUAACGCAUCUGAGCACUGAAACAAAUCAUCUGUUCAGCCGCCGCAGCAGCAGGACGGUGAGAGGACACGGAGACGUGUCCAGGUCGAGCUGUGCAAGAAAUAAGAGGAAGAGGAAGAAAGGAAAGGAGGGAGACAAAUUACAUAUCUUGUUCACUUCAUCAUGUGUGUCUAUUUACUAGAUAUUUAAUUCAAUUUAAUGCGGUUUCAGCUGUGUUGAUUCGGUCAGGUUGUGUGUCCAAACACGUGCCAAACAGGCUCAUCAGAUUAGAUAUAGAUCAGAAUAUAUCGAUAGAUCUAAAUGUAUGUGCUGACUCAGAUUAAUAGUUGUUGAUGAUUAUUUAUUGCACUGAAAUGUGCCUGACACUGUGGAAACCUGCCGGUGAGGCAUCUGUGACGUAUGCCGAUACGCCGCCGGUCUACCAAAAUACCACUAGACCAGCUGCGCUCCACCUGCGCUAAAAGCUGACCAGGUUUGAAUCAGCGAGCUUUACACGCCAGUGGCAAGCACGAAAAUGUCACUGCGCCCGCUGAUUCUGUCGACACCUCCCCCUGCCAUGCCACCACGCCCAGCUUGGCGGAUCUCGGUUCACCUCCGUGCGCCUCAGUCCAUGAAAAUACCGAACUGGCUGUACGCCGGGCUGCGCCAGACGAAAAUACAACUGCGCGGGGCUCGCCGCCCUCUGUCGCCUCACAGGCUUACACGAAAAUAGAGCCCUGUGUUUUUCUGCUGCAUCCUCAGGCUCUCAUAUCUCACAGUGAAGUUCAGUGUAUUUUCAGAGACUGUAUGAAUCCAAUCCCUCAAAAUUAGAGAAGUCAGUGUGACAAUUUAAGUUUUUUUUUUUGUUUGUUUUUUAGUAAAAUAGUGUCAUUUUGGAUGUUUGCUGCCUAUAUCUGGGUAGGUAUGUCGUCCAAUAGAGGCUGUAUCUGUAAUCAGCUGAUCUGUAAAGGUCUAGUCAGAGACCAGACUUCCCUGCCCAGGCAGAGUACAGCAGAUAAUAAAACUCAUAAAGAUAAAAUUUGUGUUGUUGACACAGUGAACCUCCUUAGUCCUACUUUUUUUUACAUUUUGCAAUCUGCAGAGUUCGAUCAGUAAGCAGAAUAUUGGCAUUUGCAUUAAUAAAAUCUUCUCACUUCUGUCCCUAGAAAGGAUGAGGACUGAGAGCUGGUUCUAAUGAGGACCUAUUUAUCUAAACCUGAAAACUGGUCAUAUUUGAGCUCAUUGAUCUGGUCUCAUUCAAGUCUCCUGGAUCUUGUGGCAUGGCGUUGUGUCUUGUCUGCAUUUAUUGUCUGAUAAAACUCAUGAAUCAAACUGAAUUUUCAGCUAACAGGUAUUGAGCUCAUACAAAUGACUCUAGCAGACUGUACUCCAGGCCUCUCUUAUUGUGGAGGUUUAUCUUGACUGGGUGGGGUGACAUAUUUUGCAUGAUGGCAGAUAUAUUAGUGGUUACCAACAGGUCUAAACUUGAGCCUGAUUUGAAAGGGAGAGGAGGAGGUUCUCUGAUGCAUAAAAGAAGGAAUAUGUAGAUCACUGAGGGCACCAUCACAUCAGUUAUAGGCGGAGUCUUGAGGCUCUUUGCCUUACAGCUGAGGUGCAAAUGCAUGCAAUUCAUUGUGUGUUAAUGCCUCUUUAAAAUCAAUUAUUUGAAUCAGCAGUAAAAAGUGGGGUAGGCAGGACCUGAGUAAGUGCCAGUUUUUGGGAGAAAUCUUGAAUGUAAACUCUACCCCUUCCAACCAGUUUUCCCCUCGGCUCCUCCUCUCCCCUCUCCCCUCCAGCAGGCCCCGCCCACAAACAGGCGUUCCUGCUCGCUCGUAUCAUUUCAAUUAAAUUUAGAUAUAAUGCAGAUAAAUACUUCAGAUAAUUACAAAUGGAGCCCAGUCAACGUGAAAGUAAAAAGCACCGGUGCUACUGUAGAUGCCAAUGAACUACCAGCAAAUACAAUGUUUGCAGGACUUCUACAACUAGGAUAGAGUGACAUAAUCCAGGACCAGAGGUAAACAGUUUAGCGGCACUACAACACGCAGCAGGUCCCGUUUGACAAGAAACACUUCAGUUACAGACACUUGGCUUUCUUUGUUAAAGCGGUUUACCUGUCCAGCAGAAAGGCUACAGGGUCUGUAAGAUCCCGAAGUGUCCCCCAUGGUCUAUGCUUCAUUGAUGUUGACCCGGCUUUUUACCUUUUGUUCAGUCUACCUUCUUUUUCAACGCCCGUUAUUCCACCAUAGUCACCGUUAUAUCCUUCGUUUUUUUGCUUGUGUUGGCAGUCGUGGCCAAACAAGGAUUCAGACAAUUUUCUGUACUUUCUGGUUGGUUUCUACUGUCCAAUAUUGUAGCACACUAACUUUGUUUGGGCUCAUGAAUGACCAGGGGGAACAGCAUCUGCCUCACAACCAAUCAGGUUGGGGGAGGUAUAGAACAGCUUUGUUUACAGUUAGAAAGAGCGGGUCACUUAAAAGAUUUAAAAUGUUGGCUGCACAGACAUAACAAAACACAGCGAUAUUAUGAUAUACCCAAAUGUCAUCAAUAACUAAUAGCUAUUGACUAAUAUUGAAAGCUUUUUUGUAAGUACACCCCCCCCCCCCCAAAAAAAAAAUGCUUUUUGAACAGAAUCCUGCCUACUCCACCUUUAAUUUCAUCAGCUGUCAACACAUCCAAAUUGAUGGUACAUCACAAGAACCAUCAUCCUGAACAGCAACAAGCAGCAGCAACUAUCAAAAGGUGAAGAAGUGAGAAAAACCUGAACAGUCACUGAAUAUAAAAAGUUUCAAUGUUUGCAUCUUGAAUAAUCAGUGCAUCUUGACUUUAGUUGAUAAGAAGUCAGACAUUUAGAGUAGAAAAGUAGAUCACAUGGCUGAUGUGGCUGAUGUAGCUGAUGUAGCAUUGAGCUGAAAGAGUCUGAAUCCUCCCUUCAGAUGGCUCCAGUUGCAGGAUGUGGAGUCAGGUGCAGCUCUGCAGUAUACUGUAUAAGACAGUGUGUAAAUACCCCAGUACGCACAAACUAAACUGACCUUUAGAUAGGCUCCACUGCCAGGUAUGAGGUCACAUCGCUAUGGUGACGGGGUCACAGCUGACUUUUAGAAACGCACUCACACACACUCCGCGAGCUAGUGAAGCAGAGAGGUGAGGACGGGUACAUUUAGGCCACAAGCCAGAAAAAUACAGAAGUCCUCUGUUCUCAGGAAUGCUCUCUCUCUCUCUCUCUCUCUCUCUCUCUCUCUCUCUCUCUCCUUUUUUCUCUUUCUUUUAGCCCACUUACAGAUCAAUAAAUCAGACCAUCAGAGAGGCUUUUUAUGUCACCUGGUGGUCAUAGUCCAUGUCAGGUGAAACUCCGGUGUUUCUGCUUGACUUACAGCCUGAAAAGUCUCAGAAAACACUCGAUAAAGCUGCCUUUAACUUGUGGAGACAAUAGGUGAGAGGUCAUGUCUUCUUAAGCAGAUUUUGUAAAAGCUAGACCUUUUUUAAUCAAUAUAUAAUAUUUAAUAUAUGAACAAUAGUAUAUUUCAUUCUGCAUCUACCUUGACAUGCCUGGAGUGUGUAGUCUGUGGUGCACAGACUGAUGACUGCUUUCAUUACUAGGAACUACUUCAGAGCUGGGAAAAGUCCAGGUUUAUGUCAGAGUUUUCAGCACACUAAAAAAAUCUCAUAUGAAGCCCAUCAGCUGGAUGCAUCCUCUUCUUUUAGUGCUGUGUAAAUUUAAAAAAACUAACGCGGCAUGCAUCUGCUUCCUCCUUCUCUCUGCCUCGCUUUGGCUCAUGCUCUCCCUGUCUGGUACAGGGUGGUACAGACUUUUUGAGUGUGUGCAUGAGUGUGUGUUCUUUAGUGUGCACUGUUUCACGCAAGAGGCAGCUCUGCUUCUGCGCAGUGACAUUCACUGCAUAUACACACACACACACUUGCUGCUCUACUUUGAUUUUUUUUUAGAGUGGCAGGCACACUAAACCUUGUAUCCUAUACUCUCUUUUUAGUGUUGUUUAUUGGACAGGCCAUCAGUGCCCUGAGCAAAUAUUGGGCCUUCUUAUCAGGAGAAACACAUGUGAUCUAUGAGUACAUUGUGCAGCCUUGUGAAUAGAAUGAGAAGUGCAGCAAUUAAACCAGUGAACUUUGUCUAUGAGCUGUUUCUGAUGUUUGAUACAAAAUUUUGAUAUUGCUUGAAGUUAAAACAUCACUUCUGAACCUUAAAGGUGGGGUAAGCAGGAUCUGAGGAAGUGCCAAUUAUUGGGAGAAACCUUGAAUGUAAACAGUACCCCCACCACCACCACCAAUUUUCCUCUCAGCUCCUCCCCUCCCUCUCUGCUCCGGCAAGCCCCGCCCACAGACAGGCAUUCCUGCUCGCUCGUAUCAUAAUGCUGCGUAUCGUAAUGCAGAUAAAUACUUCAGAUAAUUACAAAUGGAGCCCAGUCAACGUGAAAGUAAAAAGCACUGGUGCUACGCCAAUGAACUACCAGCAAAUACAAUGUUUGCAGGACUUCUACAACUAGGAUAGAGUGACAUUUGAAGUUUUGAAGUUUGAAGUUUAUUUCGAUCUGGUCAUAUCCAUUCAAUAUAUACAGUAAAUUACAAGAAAAGAAAACCGGACCGAAAAGGCAUAGGCUGAAGCAAAAGCUUAUUAUCGCCUAUCCUUCUUACUAAAUCAAAAUAUUCAAAACAUCUUAUUCCACACGUUAGAUAGAAAACAAAAACAAAACACAACAACAAAACAAAGAAUAAAAAGAUGACUCAGAAGAAAGAAAAAAAUAAAUAAAAAUAAUAAUAAUCAAAUGAAAUCCAGAAUAUAAAUUAAUCCGUAACCUCAAUCAUUUUUUCUAUAAUUUUCGAUCACCUUGCUUUUAAACAACGAUUUGAAUUUGUGAAUAGUCUGACACGUUUUUAAUUCAUCGUCAAGGGCAUUCGAUAAAUUCUCACCUUUAACCGAAGUACACUGUUCUUUGAUCUUGGUUCUAGUUUUUAUUUUUUCCAUCAAAUGUGUCCCACGGAGCUCAUACCUACAUUCCCUUUUUUUAAACAUAUUGACAAUUUUACACGGCAAUGAAUUAUUAUGUACUUUGUACAUGGUCUGUGCUAUUUUGUAGUCCACCAGGUCCUUAAAUUUUAAUGCUCUUAAUUUAAUGAAUAAUUUAUUUGAUGGUUCUCUGUAAGUUGAAUUGGUGAUAAUCCGUACUGCUCUUUUUUGCAAGAUGAAAAUAGGUUGCGUAUGGGUAGGGUAUGCAUUUCCCCAUAUUUCCAGGCCGUAGGUGAUAUAUGGGACUACAAUUGAGCAAUACAAAAUAUAUAAGGCAUACUGGUUCAAUAAAUCCUUUACCUUGUAAAUUAUGCCCAUUGAUUUAGCAAAUUUUGAUUUAACAUGAUUUAUAUGAGUUUUCCAGUUCAGUCUUUGGUCCAACGUGACACCCAAGAAUUUUGCUUCUGACACUCUUUCAAUUUCUCUACCGUUAAUGCUCAGUUUAACAUCUGUAUCUAUUUUAUGGUUCCCAAAUAUCAUAAAUUUUGUUUUACUUGUAUUUAACGACAAUUUGUUUGCAUCAAACCAUUUUUUAACCAAUUUCAUCUCCUUUUCAACAGUAGAUAUGAUUUCAGAUAAGUGCUCUCCGGAACAAAAAAAGUUAGUGUCAUCUGCGAAAAGGAUGGAGUUCAUAUACUUAGACACAUUACAGAGUUCAUUCAGAUACAGAAUAAAUAACUUUGGACCAAGGACUGACCCUUGUGGGAUGCAGCACUUAACCUUCAACAGUCCAGAAUCCGUUUUACCCAAAGAGACGUAUUGCCAUCUGUCACUUAAAUAAGAACAAAGCCAGGCGUGAGCUACCCCUCUGACACCAUAUUUAAACAUCUUUUGAAGUUAAAGGUCAUGAUCGAUUGUGUCAAACAUAGUCCAGGACCAGAGGUAAACAGUUUAGCGGCAGUACAACACGCAGCAGGUCCCGUUUGACAAGAAACACUUCAGUUACAGACACUUGGCUUUCUUUGUUAAAGCGGUUUACCUGUCCAGAAAAAAGGUUACAGGGUCCGUAUGAUCCUGAAGUGUCCCCCAUGGUCUAUGCUUCAUUGAUGUUGACCCGGCUUUUUACCUUUUGUUCAGUCUACCUUCUUUUUCAACGCCCGUUAUUCCACCAUAGUCACCGUUAUAUCCUUCGUUUUUUUUUCUUGUGUUGGCAGUCGUGGCCAAACAAGGAUUCAGACAAUUUUCUGUACUUUCUGGUUGGUUUCUACUGUCCAAUAUUGUAGCACACUAACUUUGUUUGGGCUCAUGAAUGACCAGGGGGAACAGCAUCUGCCUCACAACCAAUCAGGUUUGGGGGAGGUAUAGAACAGCUUUGUUUACAGUUGGAAAGAGCGGGUCACUUAAAAAAUUUUAAAUGUUGACUGCACAGACAUAACAAAACACAGCGAUAUUAUGAUAUACCCAAAUGUCAUCAAUAACUAAUAGCUAUUAACUAAUAUUGAAAGCUUUUUUGCCAACAGGCUACCAGCAAACACAAUGUUUGCAGGACUUCUACAACUAGGAUAAAGUGACAUAGUCCAGGACCCAAGGUAAACAGUUUAGCAGCGCUACAACACACAGCAGGUCCCGUUUGACAAGAAACACUUCUGUUACAGACACUUGGCUUACUUUGUUAAAGCGGUUUACCUGUCCAGCAGAAAGGUUACAGGGUCUGUAAGAUCCUGAAGCGUCUCCCAUAGCUCUUGUCUGGUCUACCUUCUUUUUAAGCGUCUGUUAUUCUGCCAGAGUCUCCAGUAUUUCCUUUUUUUUCUUGUUUGUGUCGGCAUUCGUGGUUAAAGGAGGAUUCAAACAAUUUUGUCUAUUUUCUGAUUGGUUUCUACUGUCCAAUAAUGUAGCACGCUUUAUUUGGGCUCGUGCACGUUAUUCGAGGACAAGGAGCGAGCCUCACAAUACAAUGGAGCAGCGUCUGCCUCACAACCAAUCAGGUCGGGGAAUGGCUUUGUUUACAGUCAGAAAGAGCGGCCCACUCAAAAAAUUUUAAAUGAUGACUACACAGACAUAAGAGAACACAGCGAUAUCAUUAUAUUACCAAAUGUCAUCAAUAACUAAUAGCUAUUGACUGAUAUUAAAAGCUUUUUUGUAAAUACACCACAAAAAAGAUGCUUCUUUAAAGGAAUCCUGCCUACCCCACCUUUAAAUCUAUAAUUAAUGUAGAAAGUCACUGUAAAUUCAGUGUAUAAGAGUACAAGCUGCACCAGUGCAACCAACACACUAGAAUAAAGUGCAGAAAGAGGGACUAUACUGUUAUGGAGUUUAGCUCACAGGAUGGAGCUUCACCAGCCAAAGCUCUGCUGCAGGCAUGUGCCUUUCAGAGCUGCAGAACGUUAAUGAGACCAUUAACCAGUAUUAAAAAGGGAAAUGCAUUAACAGUAGAAACAGAAAAACUGUCUGGUGGGGACACCCUGAUGCGUCAGCUAAACGUCAGUAUGGGCCCUGCUGUCAGACACUGGCAUGUCUGUAAGUAAAGUGCACUAAUGUCAGGAGCUGAGGUUUAUCUGUAUAGUGUCCUGUCUUUAUCUUCAUCAAUCAGUGUAAAUAUGGGAAAUUGUGUCACCACACUGCCAAUCCACUCCAUCUCUACUGUCUGCUAAAAUCUGAAUUUGAAGUAUUAGAAAGUCAAAAACAAGACUUUGUUUGAAUGCCUGUAGAGUCAAAAAUGAAACUCUUGACGUCAUAUAAAAGACUUACUGGUUAUGUGAAGUUAGGGCUGGGUGAUAUGGGAAAAAGUUUAUCAUGAUAAUUUUUUCAUAUCAGUCAAUAUUAAUAUUACAAUAUAAAAAAACACUCUUAAAUGUUCCCUGUUACUCUUAAAUGAAAUUUAUCAGUGCUUAUUGGUGGCAUGUCUUGUGCAAUUCAAUAAGCUACUGCAUCUAUGAGGUUUUUGUGUCAUUCAUUCAUUCAUUUCGUUCAUUCAUGUUCAUUGGCUAUUCGUAUAGUCUACCAAAACAUGGCAGAAUGCUGACUAUCGAAAAGCAUAUUGACCACGUUUUAUAUUGAUAUUGAGGGAAAUUCAUUUUCGAUAUAUAUCGUUAUCGUUAUAUCGCCCAGCCCCAGUCAUUGAUUGAUGUAUUUUUGGCAUAGAUGGUAGAUUGUCUCAGUCUGCAGCUGGGAAACAGGUUUUAAGUGCUGUAAACUCUACCUCAGGACUGUUUGAUCAAAGUCUGUCCCCCUGAAAGUGCUUCAUUUUUCACUGUAGUUCACUGCAGAUCCUAAAAAAGACAGAUCAGGGGAAAACCUCUAAGAGUCCAGGACAUUAUCUCUUCAUCUCUUGAUUCUUGCCAUGUUUAGCUGACUCAUAUUGCUCGGUAAAGAGCCUAAACAGUGUUAUAACUGCAGUAAAAACAACAGUUUUGUCGAUAUUGUAUACUGCUCUCUCUUAAGAAACCUGCAGUGCACCUGUCAUGGUUUGAACAAACUGGGGCUGGUUUUUGUCUUCCCUGAGUGGAAGUUUUGGCUUUGAUUGUUGCGCAACAUAAAGAAACAAAUUCCACUCUGAGAUAAUCCUCUAGAGUAAACAUCCACACUUCACACACUCUUCAUUCCUGAUUCACCUCAUGCUUCAAUUCACGUCAGUCAGCUGAAGGAGGAAACAGGAAUAAAGGCCUCAUAAAAAAGCACUCGCCACACCCUGUUAUUCAUGUCUGUGUUAGGCUGUUUACUUCCUACCAGACAGAUUUAUUAGUGGUUUUGUUUAUUGUAUGUCUUAUUUCAAACUGUUUGAGGUUUGAAGUAAAUCUGAUAAAUUUCUCUGAAGGGUUGACGGUGUGAUCCUUUCAGGCAUCAUGAGUGAGCUGGAAAGACUCAUAGAAGCAGAUUUUAACAUUCAUCUAUCUAAGUUUGUGCUUUGUCUGAACUAAUCAGCUGAUAGUUUUUAAAGCUUUAGUUUGUUUUAACACCCAGGUUGUAAAGAUUAAAGCUCCUCCGUGAUGUUAAUCCUGUAUUUCUCUGUGAAUGAUGCAAUAGCAGACCAAAAGAAGAAAUGCAGCAGUUAGGCUGACUAACGGAACGUUUACACUGGUGGCAGAUUUUUGAGCUGAACACAAAAAAAACAUGAACGCAUUUUUUCAACUCUCAGCAUCUGGAGUGUAAGAACGACCUCAGUGUUAGCUGUUCUCUGUCGCUGUGCUGACCAAGAUCUCUGCUGAAAUAUUUUAGCUUUUAGAUCACCACCAUAUUUGAUACUGUCACAGCUAUCUCCGACCAAUCAAAAUCAAAGAGGGAUGGGGCUUCUCACAUUAACUUUAUGAUCAACAAGCAGAGUUCAAGCAGAGUUUUGAAGCCUAUCGGCGGUGGUCACCAUAUUGGUGUAAUGCUGAUUCAACCUACUGGAGGAGGGGCCUUUAGCCUCCUCUCAAAUGGUUACAGUGCUCCUGCCAGUCAAGUCAGCCGUGCUUCUGAAACCAAUGUGUUAGAAAAACAUUUGUUUUGUUCUGAAGAUGGGUAUGUUCGGCUCAGUGUGUACGUGGUUUCUGGUACUUCUGCAGAGUCGCAGUUCUAAGCACCUCUGCCUCGGCUUCGUACCUCAGACUAGAGGCUGCUGCUUGCACCUACCUUAGACAUGCUUCUGUCAAUAAUUCUGUUCUUGCUCAGUGCCAGUAAUCCAGUUAAACGGCCUAAUCGAGCUACGACUCUCAAUGUAAACCUGGUGCCAGUCAGAGGUCCUGAGGAGAAACUAACAACCCUUUUGUUUGCUGCCAGUGAAAUGUCCAGGUCUACUGCUGUCAAUGCUAAAAUGCUUAUUUCUGUCAGAUGAUUUUAAUUUCUUUAGUAAUUACUUAAAUUUAUAACUUGCUACUUAACGAUCAGCUUCACUGAAUAGUUAUUUGGUUGCUAACUAAAUGCAAAGACUGAAAGCCUGCUGUUGGAAGUGACUGGAGGUAUUUAUAAAGCAGACAGGUAAACAGAGCAGGAGGUAAACAGACAAACAGCCUGUGGAGAUUGAAAGAGUCCCUUCAUUCAGAGAGCUUUUUGUUCUGGUAGCUUUGCCUUGAACUGUCAUCUUAACAAAACACACAUGCAUACACACAUUCACACACACACUGAUACAUGCACAGCAGGAGGUAAAGUGUAGCAGCAGAUGGUGUGUGUGUGUGUGUGUGUGUGUGUGUGUGUGUGUGUGUGUGUGUGUGUGUGUGUGUGUGUGUGUGUGUGUGUGAGAGAGAGAAAGAGAGACGGGGAGGUUAGGUCAUAGCUCAUCAGAUGUGUGUGUCUCUUCUUCAGAUAAAGUUUGAACUGGUAACUGGUCUGAGGGGUCCAGCAGAAAACAGCUGCAGAUCUUCAUCAGCUGUUCAGCAGGUUUUUCCAGAUAAACUGGGAGUCAAAACUUAAUCAGCGUUUCCACCAGGAUGCAUUCAGCAGAAAACGCUGAUCUGAGGACAGCUCUAUUCAGGCAUCACAUGUCAGGUUCUGCUUCAGCAUUAUACUAUGUUUGGAUAAAUGCGUUUAAAGUGUUGUCAGUUACAUCUAAACAUUAUAAUAUUGUAGUUAAGCUGUCAGGGAUCGGUGUUUUAAAACUACACAGAUUUAAAGCUCACAUUGAAUUACACAAAUUUAAGUUACACAACUUCUUUACAAUAUGAUAUCGGUUUGUGUAUGAAAUCAGGGACAGACACUUAAAAAAAAAACACAAAAAAAUGCAUGAUGAAAAGUUUUGUAGUCAUCUUGCAUAUGUUGAAGAGCUUUAAAAUAGGGACAGAGACAGGCCGGUAAAGUAUUGGUGUGUAAAUACAAGGGAUGGGAGAAAAAUUGUUACAGCAUAGUAUCAGGAUAUUUUGUCUGGUGAUCUAUUGAUCUUCUCGUUUACGAAGUAUCGAUUUUGUCAAAUUAAUUGUUAAUAUGAAGUCAAAUCUAUGAUAAUGGAAAAAUAAAAUCAAUUGUUUGUACAGUGAGGUCUGUAGAGGUGACAUCGUAGAGCAGGAAAAAGUUAGUACAACAACUAAAGCAGAACCUGGGGAGGGACGUUAGUAAUCAAAGCAGGGCACAUGAUGGACCUGACAUAUGAGGUUUGCAAGAUAUAUGAAAAUAAAAAUACUGUGUAAAUGAGACAAACAUAAAGUAAAGACAAAUGCUGAAUUAGAUAAACAGUUGAAAAAUUUUGUAUAAAUUCCAAUAUCUUGUAUCGCAAUGCUCAGUGUAUCGCAAAAUUUUAUAAUUGCAAGUAGAUCAGUAGAUCAGCUGGAGAUGUUUGGGGUGGAGAUAUUAAUUCCUCACAUUUGCAAUACAAAUAGAAGAAUGGGACGAUCCUGGUGUUAAGACAAGUUCAGUCCCAAACCCUUCGGUCUCAUGCAGCCAGUCUGCCCCCCCAACAGGCAUUUAGACUUUAUCAGUCCCACAGAGUUUCAAUAAGAAGUGUAAAUCAGGAUUUGCUUCAAUGUAAUGUUUUUCAAAUGCCAGUUAAGCUCGCAGCUGAGCUGUUGUUAUGCUGUGAAAGUUAACUUUGCUAUGACUGGUGGUCUGUAGAUUACAGUUUUCCAGCAGCCAAUGCUGACACUGAUAAUGAGAGUGUGUCAGCUCAAGUCAAGGACAGUCAAGUUCAACUUCCCUCUUUAACUGGCCUGUUACUGUACUUGAGGAAGUAUUCAGGCUGGUUGUAAUGAUGGUAUCGGUAUCAAGCAGCUCUACAACACAUGUAAAACUUCCCAAGGCCUAAUCUGUCUCAGAAUCUUGUUAGUUUAUAGAUUGAACUGUUUGCUGUUUGAGUUUAAGAGUUUUACCACCCAGGGGGCCUGUUUAUCCACAUCCUGGAUUAAGCUUGCAUUUACACUGUCUUCAAGGUGCUUCAAGUUAGCGUGUCCAGUUGGUUAUUAUCAGGUCUAUUUUAGUGUCUGGUACCUCCUCAGGAUGGUGUUCGGUGCUUUGUUUUCCCUUGCUCGAUGCCCUGAAUGAGCCUCAGUUUGAUCCUGGCUGUGUUUCUGUCCCUCCCUCAGCAUGUGUCAGCAGUCUAAUGUUUGUUGUUGUAGGAGAAAGGUUAGCUCUCCAGACGAGCUGCUUAAAUCCUCAUGCACUUACCUUGGACGUUAGCUCCUCAGACUGCAGGGUCUUCUUUGUCACUGUUUCAUGGCUCUACUGGCUCUGAAAUAGAGACUUUAUUCCACAGUGUUUUCACUUCCACUCACCUGCUGCUCAGCCAAGGGCCUGUGUGUUGAUUGAGCUUUGACAUACCUUAUUCUGGUGAAUUAACAGGUUUCUCACAGAGAGGAGUCGGAAGCCUUUGACUGCGUAAAGUGGAUUCUUUUAUAGAAAUAACCAAAACAUUCAAACUCUAUUGAGCAAAGACAGAAUUUAAAUUACUGAAAGAGAACAUUUCAUUGCUUUCUGAAAAAAUUGAGACUGAUUUCAAAUUUGACGACAGCAACAUGUUUUAAAACUAACAUUUGGAAUAAGUAAGGGGGGGACAGUUCACAAAAAUCUGGGUUCGGAACUUACCUCUGUUUUGAGGUCACGGCUUGGUGCGGUAAGAAAACAAAAUGCAAAAUAUAAAUGUGCUAUAAAAAAAAUCUUUUCUCCAUCUAAUGUGCAACAGUUAACAGUAAGAGGUUUGACGUGUUGCCAGAAACAUACCUGAUCUCAGAUAAAAAAUGUUGGCAAACCGCUUUGGUUUUAUCAACCUCUCUUUGUUCCUGCUUAUAUUUCACUGGCAAGCCGAAGUGUUCCCAAACGGGAGACCUUAAUGUCCCGGGAGGGUCCUCAAGCUCUGGCUUAUUGCCAAUGCUGGCGGCAUUAUGACGUCCACUACUUGUUGGUUAAAUCUGCUGUUUGUUAUGUCUCGGUGUGCGCAACUACGUAUGUGCGGCUGCAGCAUGCUCCACAAAGUGCGGUCGUCUACUUAACAUGUCCAUAUGGAAACUUGCUCACCUCUGCCUUCAACACCACCCUGUAAAUGUUUGGGAACCCUGGAGACCACUUUCUGGAGUUCUGAAGGUGAAGUGACUCUUCUCCUACAGAGCCAUGCUGUUUUAAUCCCUGUAGUCAGAAUGUGGUUUGUCAUGGUCUUGCUAAAAUAUAAAAGUCUUCCAUGAAAAAGUCUUUGUCUGAAUGGCAGCAGAUGUUGCUUCUAAACCUGUAGAUAUUUUUCAGCAUUAAUGGAGCCUUCACAGAUGUGGAAGAUACCCAUGACAUGGACUCUGCUGAUCCCCAUACCAUCAGGGAUGAUGGAUUCUGACUGGGGGCUGAGAACAAGGCGGAUGGGUCUUCUUUUGUUUAGAAAGGAAAGCUUGGCAUCCAUGAUUUCCAAAAAGAAUAUUAAAGUUUGAUUUGUCAGACCACAAGUUUCGAGAGUUUCCCACUUUACUUCAGUCAAUCUUAAAUGGCUCCAGGUCCAGAGGAGUUCCUGGCCUUCCUGGAUUCCACCCUGCAUACUUCAGUGAUAAAUGAUAAACUGUGUUCACAGACCGGGGUUUUUGGAAGUGGUUUCUAGCCAUUGCAGUGAUUUCCACUACAGAGUCAGGCCUGUUUUUGAUGCAGUGCUGCUCGAGAGCUCAGAAAUGACAGCCUCUCAGUAUCAGCUUUGAGGUUUUGCCACUUUUGUGCAGAGAUUUUUCUAGAUUCCCUGAAAUAAAAAAAAAUCCCCAAAUACUUUGCAGUUGAAUGUUCAGGGACAUUGAUCUGAAUCUUUUGAACUGUUUGCUCACACAGUCACAGCAGUAUCUGUUAUAAAUUAACCUUGUUAGUUGGGGGAUGGUCCUCUGUCUUUUCUGAACAUUGCACCACUUUUUCAGAGCUCAGAUAUACAGGUUUGAACUUUUUUAAAACAUGUUGCUAACAUCAAAUUUAAAAUGAGCUGUUCAUUUUUUCCUAAUGUGUUUACAUGUUGAGAAGUGAAUGUCCCUGUCCCUGACACAGGUCCCAUUGUUAUUAAAAGACUUGUAGUCCAGACAUUUCAGUCAAAAGAAUAAUGUUCACUACCUUCCAGAGGAUUUUCUCAGAGAUUAUUUUGCUCUCCUGGUGAGGAAACAUAUUUGUCAGUGGGACCUGAGGCAUUACAGAACUUUUCUCACCAAAGAAAACAAGGAUGGGCAGGGGGGUUGCUGAAUGUAUGCUGGUAAAGGAGAAGGGUGGAAAUGUGAAGUGGCGGUCAGGUUUACACGUCCCUCAGAUCAUGUGGGUGUGUGUGAUCGUCAGGGGAUUUAAUGUGAUAGAAACAAAAUCUAUAUCAGCUUUUUUUCCUGUUUAGUGAUAGUGAUUUGAUGAUGAUCAGAGCAGAUAUCCUGAGAUGUGAGUGUGGUGUGUUUUUAGAGCUCGCACACUCAGAAAUAUAGACACGCACACACACACACACACACACACACACCCUUCCCCCAUCAUAGGAAUUUUGUUCCCAGGGCUGCCUGGCAUUCUUCACUGCUGCAUCAUGGGACCUCUGUUCUGCUCUCCCUGUGUGUGUGUGUGUGUGUGUGUGUGUGUGUGUGUGUGUGUGUGUGUGUGUGUGUGUGUGUGUGUGUGUGUGUGUGUGUGUGUGUGUGUGUGUGUGUGUGUGUGUGUGUGUGUGUGUGUGUGUGUGUACAGUCCUGCUGGUUAGAGAUAACAUAUCAAACACUGGGCUGUUGUUGUUGUGGCACUGAGAGAUAAGGCAUCCAUCCAUCUCCCACCUGUUUAUUUUUACCCUCUCUCUCUCUCUCUCUCUCUCUCUCGCUGUCUCUCUCUCACUCUGUCUCUCACUCUGUCUCUCUCUGUCUCUCACUCUGGUCAUUUCUACCUCACUCGCCCUCCCUUGUCCCUCACUCUGUUUUCUCACCCAUGCACUUUCCCUCCCACCUCCUCCCGACAUAUAUCUAUGUGCGCGGGUGUGUAAGGGACCACCCGGUUGCUGACAAAGCUAUUGUCAUGGUUACGCCUGCAAAAUGGGGGGCAGUGAUGAAGUGUUUGUUCCCAGUUUACUUUAAAAAAAAAAAAAAGGACAAAUGGAGAUGUAAACUAUUUUGAUGAUGAAAAACUUGCAGGGUCUUUAACAUAGUUUUACAUGUAUUCAUUCAGUCAUCUGAAAACACUUGAACGUUACCAUCAUCAGUGUGUACACCAGUUACUCAUCCAGAACUCUAACUAGGUCAAACUGGGGGUACAAGCAGUUAAGUCAGUCAGCCAGUUUGUUUAGCUCACCCAGAGUUCAUACCAGUGCAUUUAUGUGAAGAAGGCAGUGUGAGAAACUCAACCAGUUUGAACAGAGUAAAUAAUGAUGGGAACAAAAAUGUGGAAAAGUUGCACAUAAUCCAGACUGAAAUCAACAUGGCUGCAUUUGCAGAACCAAGGAGGGACUGUCGGAUGAAUGAAGUCCAGAGUGAGCAUGAAAAUGAGGACGCAACUUUCCCAUUGUUAAUGUGUAAUCUAUCUGAAAAAAAGUAACUUUGGUUUAUUCCCUCAAACUGAUUCAUUCUUAUGGCUUUUGUAUUCAACGUGUUGUUUUUUAAUGUAAUCUCUCAGCUGCCGUCUUGACAGUAUCAAAGGGAGCGCUACAGAGACAAUACAAAUGAAACUUGCUUCUUUAUCUUGUUUUAUUUUAUUUAUAAUACGAGUGUUUCAUUUGUAAUGCUUCAAGACUUGAAAAAAUACCAAAAGAAAAUCAACACUGUAAAUCACACCGUAUCCACAAAGCGACUGUCUGAUUGGUAGGGAUGGGCAAUAAAUGAUUGUACACAAUUUAUUGUCAGAAAACUCCUUCUCGAUAAAUAUUUGCCAUCUCACGAUGAACGCAAUAAAUGCAAGUUGAUGAUGUAAUCACGAGUGACAGACUUGUAGCCUACACAGAGCAGAAUAACAAACAAUCAAACAUGGCUGAAAGUAAUGAGGAAGAGGUUUCUGAGCAGCUGGUUACUGAACAAGGUUCCACAUGAGGGAUUUCCUUAAAGAUUGGAGUUUAGAUGAGUGCAAUCAGGUUUGCCUCACAUUGGACAGAGGAUCUGCUGCUGUUCACUCUGUGCACCAAGAGUUUUCAACAAAUGCUGAAAGUGUUUUCACAUUUCACUAGUUUCCUCUAUAACCUACCUCUCAAACUUGUGGAUGAGUACCUUUAACUAUGCCAACCGGUGUUCUCCAGACAAAAUAAGUCAAAAACAUAGAUAGGAAUUAUAAUAAUUUUUAUCAUUAUCGCCAGAAUGGCAAAGCUUAUCGUGACCCAUUUUUUGGCCUAUAUCACCCACCCCUACUGAUUGGAUACUCAGAAAACCCCAACACUGACUCCCUGUUAGUAAACACAUGAGCAGUUCGUCAGUUCAUUCAACAUUUUAUCAGUUCAGUCACUAUUGAGGAGAAACAUUACCCAGUCUUCCUCACUCUCUCCACAGGUACAGGUAUCAUGGCUGCCCAGUUUGCUGAACUCCCCUCCUAGACCUGACUGUGAUAAAGAUACACUCACCUUAACAUCCCUGUGCUCAACAUAAACACACACUCACACACGCAAACUCUCUCUCAAGACUUUUAAGUGUGUGUGUGUGUGUGUGAGGGAUGACAACCUCCCACCUGAACGGCCAUGUUGCUGGGGAAGGAGGAGGAGGAGGAGGAGAUGAAGAGCUGAGAGGAGGACAGCAGCACAGGGAAAUGGCCGUCGACUGUCCAGGAGAGCUGGGGAGUCGAACGCUGCCGGCCCGACGUUCCGCACAGCUGGAGCGGAUACGACAGCACCAGGUAUGAGCUCACAGGUCGUGUGUUUUUAAGGCAUAUCAUUCUCUUUGUCGGCCUAAUUUUAAAGUCAAGUUGGUCUUCUUAUUUGAGAGUUUGUGUUAAAAAAGGUUGAAUAUUAGAUGCACUGGAAAAGAUCGCUGGCAGAAUGGUUACUUGGUGAAUGUGUCUGCAAGGCCUUGAGCAAACUUCCAUCAUUUCUGAUAAGAUGCAGAAAAAAAAAUGUAAAAAUGGUGUCUGUAAUUGGUUAAUCGGUUAAUCGGUCAAUAUGAUCAUCAGUGGAAGAGAGAGAAAGGGGGGGCAUCAUUUUUCUACUAUAGUUACACAUAGAUAUAUUAUUUCUGAACCAUCAAAGGGUCGGCCAGCUAAGUUGUAUGAUUUGUCUUAUCUGCGUGUGUGUUUCAGGAGGAUCUUCGGCGUCGUAGGGAGGAGGAGGGUCGACAGCUUGACCUGAAUGCCUCACUCAGACUCAGGAAGCUCUCCCAGAAUCCUCACAUCGGCAUCGACAACCCCACAUUCCUCCAAGACACACCGCAGCAGCAAGUGCUCAGCAGCCAGCACACACACGCACUGCUGGGUAAAACACACGCACACACACACAAAUGUGGAUUAGAGCAUAACUGCAGAUCAUUGGUGUAGUGAAACUCCCAGGGGGAAAGAAAGAAAAGAGAAGGUAGUCGGGAGAAGGGUGGUGGACUUGAAAGAUGGUUUCUAAAUGAAGGAAAAAAGGAGAAAAGGAAAAAGAAAAGUGGCUGGAAGGGCGAGGAAUGUAAGAAAGACAUGUCUGCCAUCAGGGAGGGAAUUCCUCCGAGAGGGAGAGAAGGACACGAGAGGCUCUCCAGGGUGACUUAAUUAAAACUCUGUGAGGGUUGGCAACAAACACAAACAGAAACGCACAAAGUAGAACAAAAAAAUUGACUAGGAAAUGAGCUGCCGUCCACCACACAUAAACUCAAGGCUGAUACAGCUGGAAUUGAACCUUUUCCUCUUUUUUAUUUAUUAUUUGUUCAUAUUUUUGAUCAGAGAAUGGAGGCAGGGGAAGAAAACUGGAAACUCAGGCUGUUUGCUUCCAGGACGGCCGUUCCUGAACACAAAGUCAGACCUGAGCUCUGCCAAUAUGUCUUUUACAUGACACAACUAACAAAAUCAGAUUUUAUAUCACAGUCAUGUCAUAGCAUGCACUCAAGCUCUCAAAAUCAAGUAUGUCCAGAUGAAGCAGCUGAAUCUGAAUCCUAACAGGUAUCAGUGCUGUCAAGUGUUGAAAACAUGGAUGUAGUCCCUGUGAGACUGCCCGUCUUAAAAAGGAUCCGUUUGUUCCAGCUGGGUUCAGGACAGCAUCUCUCUUUUAAAAUUAAACAAAGGAGGCAGGAUGCAGUUAUGUUGUUAUUAAGUUAAUACAGUAACCUUCCCUCUUGUGUUGAUCAAUUUCUAAAAGCAGGAUAAUUCAGCUUGAAAUUGAUGUUAUAAAUGAGCCUGUUUCCUGUGCUGUUCUUGCAGAGUUGGAGGAGUUGCUGCUCUCCCUGAAGCAGGUCCGCAGCUGCCUGACUGACCAGCAGAGUCAGAAUGACGUGGAGCUGGUUCUUGCACUAUUAAACAAGGUAAUAUAAAGAGAUUUCAGUGGAAUUAAGUCCAUACGUCAGCAUGUAAUUGUGGUUUUUUUUUAUGAACUCUCUGACCCUCUGAGGUGAGAGAGGUUCAUGAAGGUGGAGCCAAGAGUCUGAGCUGUGAGAGGAGGACAGAGGCGGCAGAUAUAAUAUUAAAAUAUUCCUGGACUUGAAGCUGCUGAUGGGCAGUCCUGUGUGCUGGUAUUAAAUAUUCUUAUGUUGGAUAUUUUUACGCCCAAAGCUAACAAAUAAUUCAGUGUUUCUCCUGAAACACUGUAGCCCCAUCUCAGGGGACAGACAGCCUCAAAAACGGGAGCCUCUUUAAGAAAUGAGACACUUUAUCUGUAUUUCAGGGGAAGUAACCUCAUUUUAGUUUUGGUGUCUGUCCUCCCUUUCCUCCCCUCAGUUUUCAGUACUUUACAUUUGGAGGCCAAAUUAGAGCUUUUUCUUCAGUGUCUGUGCCUGAUUGGUUAAAAGAGGAACACACACACUGGCUUUUUUUACUCCUCAAUGGUUCCAGAAAUGAUUUUGAGUUUCUCUUCAGACUUCUUUAUUCUACAGACAAGACAGCAGAAAACACAAAGCUGGCUCUUGAAAUCCAAAUGUCUUUAUCUUUGCUGAUGUCCUCACCUUACAAUUGUAUUUUUGGCUUUCUCAGCAUCAUUAUCUUCUUUUUACAUGUUUAGAGUAACUCAUGGACACUAACAUCAGGGUGAAGCUGGCUGGACGCUGGUUUUAUUUUCAGGUUUUUUGUCUCUAUUGUAAGAGGACAGGAAGGUGGACAGAGCAGGAGACAGGGGGCACCGGGGGGACAAACACUCAGGGCUUAUGUUUAUAUUUCUUCGGACGGUAAAACUAAAUGAGCGGCAAACUUGCUGUCACAUACCCGGAAUACUAUCCUGAGACUGUCAGACUGCAGAGGGCUUGGUUGUCUUGCCACUUCAAGUAGGACGACCAAACUUCUAUAAAUCAGCUGAAAGACAAUGUCAGAGCAACAUCAUGUGACUCUUCUGAGGAAGACUGCAGGAAGUUAGCAGUCCAAACAUGUCAAGGUAAAAAGUAAACACUGGUCGAGAUAGAAGUAGUAUUAACAUGAGUUGUGUCCUCUUGAGGGAAAUCUCAGCCUGCUGACUUUUGACAGUGGAAACCAUGAAAACAGGGCUGUUUCUCUUGCUGCUUGGCCGAGACCCCCUCACUCCAGUUUCAGGCAUGAGUCCAAUAAAAACAUCCUCAAACUUGUCACUGACAUAGGGCUGCAUGACUAAUCCAUUUUAAAUCGUAAUUGGAUUAUUUGAUCGUGACGGAUGUUAAAAAAAUUAAAAUUGUCAAAUUGAUUUUCCUCUCUAUCAUGUCUCGCUCCUCCGGCCCACCGUAGGCUCCCCCUUCCUGUGACAGUGCUCCCCAGUUCCAGCACACACCAGUGUAAACAAACAUGGCGUUUGUAAAAGAAGGCGAUAAUUUUGUGGCUAAAAGGAGCAAGAGCAAGUCGGUUGUGUGGAAUUGAUACAGCUUCGCAGUUUCAGAUAAAGAGCACUCCACUCCCACUCCUGCAAAGUCUGUCUGAAGACGGUAUCAACCUGUCCACAUGGAAACAAAUUCAGGAGUAAACGCAAAAGUUUUUUGGUCGUAUUGAAGUUAUAUCAACAUGGAAAUGGCGUUUCGGGUGACUGUAAACAGUACUUUUUUGAAAAUGGGUCGGAGAGUACAUAAAUCCGUAAACAACUACCAUUUUAUCUCUGUGUAGAUGCCUAUCUGCAUCUCUAGAAAUGAUCAUGUGACACACGUAACUCUUUAUGGUGCAUGUGUGUGUCCAGCCAAAACAACCUUUAUACGCAUGCUUUGUACUCUUCUCCUGUAUUUUGUGCAUUUCCUCUGCAGCGUUACAGCGCCACUUACUGGCUCGGCAUAUGUACUACAUUGUUUUCAGUGGUUUCGUUUUGAGAGAUGAUAGAAAAAACUAUUUAUUAAAAUGAAGUUUGGUGAAGUUGUCACUGAAUAAAAAAUAAAAAAUCGAGUUUUCAAAGGAAAACAAAUCUGAAUUUUAUUUUUGGCUCAAAUCGUGCAGCCCUACACUGACAGCUUCCAGAGAACAUCAGGCUUAUUUUGUUUGACCACUUUGUAAACAUGAAAAAGCAGCACCUCACACCUGCACCUACAGGCAGCGUUUAUGAGCUCAGCUAAAGUCCCUCUGUGUUGUGUUUGCUCAGUGGCCUGACAGCAAUUUUCUGUUGGGUGGAUUGGAAACACUGUUUAAAUGACCAUGAUGAGCAGGUGAAGAAGCUGAUGUUUAAGUAGCUCAGUGUUAAUGAUGUGUUUGAACAGACAUGAUGAGACCAAAGCUGCUUUAGCAGGUCAUUUUGAUCAGGUUUAGUCUCUUAUCAUGGUCUGGUAUUAUCUUUUAUACAUCCUCAGGAAACCAACAUGCAUCUGUGUUCAAACUCUAAUCUCCCUCAGCAGCAGUAGCAUCAUCGUUUUCUGACAUGUUUUUCUAGCGGCUCUAAUUCUUGACUCUGUUGUGUUCAGAAAUGUAGUGAUUCAAACUUCAGUUUUGGUUUCAUUAACAGAGAGGCACCAGCUUUUCUUCACUCAGUCAUGGUUGGUUAGUUAUCAAUGCUCAUCCUAACUAGUGCUUUUGUUUCUUUCAAGAGAACUGAGAGAAUUCAAAACAACAAGGUUUUCUGCGAAACACCCAGAGGACACAACCCGAAUGAAGGGUUGUUUGGGAAGAGGAUCACAUUUCCACCGAUAAAAUAAGAUCAUAUUUACAUGAGACUAUAGGUCUGUCAGAUACCCUUUUUUUCUUUGUAUAAACCCUAGCUUGAAUUAUUUAUAAACGAACACAGAAACUUCCAUCCAAGAGGGGGAGAGAUCCUGUCAAAUCUUUCCACGUGGAGGCACUUUUACCUCCUCACUUUAAAAAAACAGGAGUUUGUGUAUAUUUAACAUGUCGCCUUCAGUUGAUUACACUCUCACAAUGUGUCUUCUUGUAGUCUGAUUUUCAGUCAGCGCUGAAGAUCCAUAAUGCAGUGGCCUCCAGCAUGCACCGACCCUCUCCACCGUACCCACAGACACAGCAGGCACUUCAGCUGGCCACAGAGGUAAUACAUGUGUUUUAAUUUCCUCCAUUAUUAAUCUUAAUUUUCAGAACACACUAACACAUACUCCUACAGGUCGGCAUGUCUGUCAUAUGAGGCUGGAGACUGAGCAGCAAUCAGAGCUAAAACAUAACACUGUAUUUCACAUAAACAGAGACUCCUGUCUACAAAGUCUCCUGAAACCACAUUUUUAAAACUCUAAUCUGUCUAAAAAAAAUUGAUAAACUAUCUCUGUGAAGACAGAUUCGAAGUUGUUGAUGCUAAAGCAGUCCAAAUGAAGCUAAUGUGAUGGAUCCCAACAAUCAGUGCUUUAAUUAUUUGUGUGCUUCAGUGUUGUUGGCGAGCUGUCAGAUCUAUUCAUGGCUCAUUUCAGUGGAAUCUCAUUAAAGAGCAGCACAUUAUUUCUGCUCCGUGUUGGCAUCUCCGCCCCCUGCCCUCCAUUUGGCUUUAGAGGGGGAAAACUUUGAUUCAUUCUGAGCGCUCUGAAACAUUUUCUUUGUCUCUGUUGAGCUGAUUGAAAAUAAACCAUAGAAAUAUGAACCGUAAUGAAGGCAGGACGACUUUAAAUGACUCAAAAUAACUGAGCAUAGCUUUAAUUUUGAUUUUAAUUUCUCUUCUGUUAGUUGAGAUUUAAUGAAGUGAGAAGCAGAGACAAAUCAUCUAAAAACGUGUAUUCAUUUCCACCAAUUAUCGCCUCUUUGUCUUAUUCUUACGUGGAAAGACUGAUAAAUUAAAGAAGUUGCACAGAGUAGCUAUAACUAUCAGUCAUGAUAUAUUAAAUAUAUCAUGAUAAAUGUAUAAUAGUAUCAUUUUUGUAUUGAAUGCCUGAAAAGAGUUGUUUUCAGACUGGCUUGUCUUGAUAGGUGUGCAGCAUGCAUUGAAGGGAGUAGAGCAGUGGCUUGCUCCUCAGAGCGCCAUCUGCUGGGUAAAACACCGCAAAUACUCAGUUCAAGUUUUAAAUGACAAAAAACUGUAAUAAAAGUGGGCUUCUAUUCUUAACUUUACAGUAGUAAUAAUAAUAUAUACUAAUAAGACUGCAGGAACAACAAUGUGCGAGAAUGUGCAAAGAAUGUGCAAUGUCUGGUCAUUUCUGCAUUCUGUACAGGUUUAUUUCUUUUGAUCUUUCAUCUCAAUAUGUAAAGAUAUAUAUUUUAAUCAUUUCUUUGUUUUUAUGGAGCUGACUGGAUGUAUCGCAUAAAAAUCCCAUUAUACCUGUACAGCCUUGUGUCCGUGCAAAUGUGCAAUGAACAACUAUUCUAUCCUUAUACACACAGCUGAGGGGCUAGUUAACACUGUAAAGCUGAAAAACUACAUUUACCCCAAAUUUAAACUGUCCUUUUACAGUGAAAAUUCACAUUCUCAUUUUCAUUCACAUGUGUAAGAUUUCAGAUUUCCAGUAGAGAGGCGCAUGUGUGUCAGGGUUUAACUGUGAGGGACUUUUACUUUUUGCAGACUUAAGUGCCCCCUGUAUAAUCCUGAUUUGGUAACCCUUAAAAGUGUGCAUCUGGAACAGGUAAAUCAAGUCCUGGGUUACCUGAUCUUGCAAAUUAUCAAGCUGUAUCAUUUUUAUCUGGAGUUAAAUUUUGAAGAGCAGGUUUUCUUUUCUUCAUUCUUUGAAGUAAAAUCAACUGCUCAGCUCACCAAACCAUGCCAGGGAGACUUUAGGGUUUGAAAAAAUCAUUUUAAGAGUUUUUCUAACGUUUAAAAGUUUUAAACAAACUGGAGGCCUCCUGUAAUGAUGAUGAUGAUGAUGUUUAUGUUGCCAUGGUUUUAGGUCAGGAACCUCAUCCAGCCAGCUCAGAACAAAGAGGGACUUGAACUCCUAAACCUGCUGUCAGACACACACAUCCAGGUACGACACACACAUACACACACACACUCACACUCAUACAUGCACACACACACAGCUGUCUGAGCAAAUAAAUUAAGGGACCCUGUAGUAACUCUGAGUGUGUGUGUUCCUGUUCCUGUGUGUGUGUGUGUGUGUGUGUGUGUGUGUGUGUGUGUGUGUGUGUGUGUGUGUGUGUGUGUGUGUGUGUGUGUGUGUGUGUGUGUGUGUGCGUGCGUGCGUGCGUGUGCGUGCGUGUGUUUGGCAGUCAUUGCUCCUGGCUCAUGACAGCAUAGCAGAGAGGGAGAUGCAGCCUGAGCCGCUGCCCGCCCAAGGAGAAACCCUGACCCAGUGGGGAGGAGAGACUGUCAAGAUAGUUCGCAUAGAGAAGGCCCAGGACAUACCACUGGUAAGACACGCACACACACACACACACACACACACACUCAGGUGCUCCAGUUUCUCCUGGCAGUCAGGUUAGAUUAGCUGAAGACUUAAACACACUUAUAUUUUUGAUGUUCCUGUUUUAAGAUUGAGUUAAAAAGAAAGUUAUUAUAGAGUCAUAUUUCUAUAUUACAUAAAUUUACCUAUCUACUGUAUAUGAGAAUUUAAAGCAUCUCUUAGGGUAACGCCUCUCACUCUGAUUACUGCUGGAGCUGUGAAAGAUUUUAUUUCAUUUGUUGUCUGUGCAGUAGGAAACAAAAACUUCCAGAAAAAAACUUGUUCCUCUAAAUUAAGAAAAUGGUAAGUUAAAACACUGCUCAGAAGAUGAAUUCUUACUCUCUAGCACCUGAUAAGCUCAAAUAUCAACAAACACCAAUGUCACUCCCAUGUUUGAUUGUUGUUUUUUUAUCCGAUAAGAUCCAAACUCCAUGAUUUUAGUGUUCUCUGACUUCAGUUGACAGGGUUCAUUAUUCCUUUUUUUAUUUUUAAUUGUGUCAUUUGUAGUUGUUCAGGGACUGUUGGUAGGUUUUUGCGUCUCUUUGUAGCUGUUUUUGGGUGGUUUUGUGUCCCAUGAAGUUGUACUGGUAUCCUGUUGUUACUGAUUUGGAUUUGUUGUGGUUGUCUGGUGUCCCUCUGAAUUAUUCUUUGGAGAUUUUUGGCUCCUUUGUAGCUGUUUUGCAUCUUUGAGUAGUUUUGAGGUCCUUUUUUAUGUCUAAGCCUCUGUUUUGGGGUGUCCAUCGGUCUUAUUGAAGUUGUUCUGUGUGUCUUAAAACUUUGAUUGGUAUCUCCAUUUUCAGUCUUUGGAUUUCAUCUGGUUCUUAAGCACUCUUCUGUUGUUUUGGUGUCUUGUCUUGUUUGGGUUUUUGUGGUUGCCUAGGCCCUGUUUGGGGUCUAUUUGUAGAUAUUUUGGGUUAUUUUUGGAUCAGUUAUGUGUCUUUGCAGUUGUUGUGCUCCUUGGUAGCUGUUAUUUUCAGGUUGACUAAUGACAUUUUGAAUAUACUCAUUCCUCACAAUAAACUGACGACAUGUGCAGACACUACAGGCUGCCUCAUCAGUGUGACUGCAGUGUCGAGCAAUCUUAAAAUCUCCUUUACUGACAGCAAGUUAAUGAUAAGUGUAUGACGUAUUCUGAUAGGGCGUUAAGUUUAGUACAGGAUAAUAUUACUACAGACAUAACGUCAGUCAUGUUCUUAAAUCUGGAGCAGAGCCUCAUGUUGCAUUUAUCAGUUAAAAAUGUAUCUAAAACAUGUCUCUGGCGGAAAUACCCUCAUAAAUUACAUUUUAAUCUGCCUGAAAUGAUGAUCAUUAUAAUUGAAUUAUAACACUUUGUCAACUGCAAAAACAACAACUAGGUGUUAAUGAGACAGGAGAGAAGGUAGGAUUCCUCAGGAGGUAGGAUGUGACUGUAGCGGAUGCUGCAAAAGUCACAGAGUAAUGUUUACUGAAUAAGAUGAAACAGACUCUGAGGCUUUUAUCACUUUUUCUCUGUUAUAUUAGAUUUUUGGCUUUGUUGUAAUGCAGAGAAUAUGUUAUGUGCAGCAAAUCCAUUGUUCCCCCAUCAUUCUCCUGCCUCUCUGUGUGUGUCCUGCAGGGAGCAACUGUACGUAACGAGAUGGACAGCGUGGUGAUCAGUCGUAUUGUUCGAGGUGGAGCGGCAGAGCGGAGCGGACUUUUAACUGAGGGAGAUGAAAUACUGGAGAUCAACGGGAUCGAAAUCAGAGGGAAAGACGUCAACCAAGUCUUUGAUAUUCUGGUAAGUGAAGGUGGAGUUAGGAUUUAUCUUCAUAUUCAGAACUGUCCUGUUUGAAAGACUGCUUAAAGACUUAAAGACUGUUUUCCUGAAGAAUCACUGGAGCUCUGAGUAAGUCAGGCUAAUAACUGCUCCUCUUCUUCUCCUUCUGUGUGUGUGUGUGUGUGUGUGUGUGUGUGUGUGUGUGUGUGUGUGUGUGUGUGUGUGUGUGUGUGUGUGUGUGUGUGUGUGUGUGUGUGUGUGUUUUAGGCGGACAUGCAUGGCCUUUUGACCUUUGUGCUCAUACCCAGUACUCAGAGCAAACCUCCUCCAGUCAAAGAAAAUGUGGUGAGUUUAGAUUUUUCAUUGACAAUUUGAAAACAUCUUUUUUUUUUCUUUUUUUUCCUGCAGGAAAUAUGAACCCAGUUUUCCCUUGGCUCAUAAAUCAUCCUCCAUGUUGUUUCCUUUUUCUCUUCUCUCCAUCCUUCAGGUUCAUGUGAAAGCACAUUUUGACUACGACCCUUCAGACGAUCCCUACGUGCCAUGUAGAGAGCUCGGUUUGUCUUUUCAGAAAGGAGAUAUUCUCCAUAUCAUCAGCCAGUCAGAUCCAAACUGGUGGCAGGCGUACAGGGACGGGGAUGAGGACAACCAGCCGCUAGCUGGACUGGUACCAGGUAUUGCUGUCUGUCUGUCUGAUUUUUGUGUAGGUGUCGAUUUAUUGUUUGAUGUUUUUGAAAACAGCCGAACUGUUUCUGUCCACAGGGAAAAGUUUCCAGCAGCAGAGAGAGGCCAUGAAACAAACGAUAGAAGAGGAUAAGGAGCCCGAGAAGUCAGGUCAGUGCUUCUGUGACUGUGACUGUGCUGACUGCUUUAAAGGGCUAUUCUGGCGUAAAAUUAAGUUAGGGUCAAACACACCGUAACACAGAGUUAGACAACCCGUGGAGAGAUGAAUGUUGCCAACAGCUUGCUUCUCUAGUUAUACCAACUUUAGAAACGACAGCAUGAUAGCAAUACACAGAGCCAUGUGCUCAACCAAAAUGCCACUCUAUAGCCACAAAUGAUGCUCAUAACAGCACCUAACUUCAUCAACAGUAUAUAUAGGGUCCCAGCCACAGCACUAGCCAUCAAACAUCUUUUUAGCUUUGCCUGAUUUCUUUAGCAAACACAAGAGUAAAGGGAGCAAACACAACUCACCCACUCUCUUCCAGCAGCCGCUUGUUUUUACAGAGACGUUGGGCAAGUCCAUCCACUGCAGCGGGGUGACGCAGCUCAAGGCAGAACAUUUAUGAGCUUUAUUUGUGGCUGUAGAGUGGCUUUUUGGUUGAGGUUUGCGUGUGGAUCCAUAGACUGCUGUAUAUUGCUAUCAUGCGGACAUCACUAAAGUUGGUAUAACUAGAGAAGCAAGCGGUCAGCAACAUUCAUCUCUCGAGGGGGUGUCUAACUGUGUUACAGUGUGUUUGACCCUAACUUAAUUUUAUGCAGGAAUAUCCCUUUUAAAAAGAACACAAAAAUGUGUAGCACACAUGUCCAGUCUUCACAAUGCCAGUGAAAACAGCACCUCUCAUAGGCUGAAAAUCCAGAUGAUCAGAGGUUCAUUCAUCAUACCACAAGCUGUGUGCAGUCAUUGAUGAAAACAAAGACCAUUUACUGACCUGGGGCCGUAUGCACAUUGCUUGGCAAAACGCGUUUAGUGGGCUAAACGCGUUUAACUCCUAAACGCCAAAAAUGUCGGUAUGCACGUCACUUCGUAUAGCCGUUCCUAUACGGAUUUUCGUGUUUAAAGUUAUCGCACCUCUGGGGGUCCAAUAGCGGGUCUAAACGCGUUUAAAUACGGCGGCACUCUUGUUGUUCCAAGGAAGACAGCGGCGACAAUUGCGUCGAAACAGGAUUUUUCGUGACAGAAAACACCCCUUCGACACGUAUGACGACCACGAAGUGUUCCGUAAGUUUAGAUUUCGACGGCACCAUAUUCUCGACCUCACACAGGAGAUUUCCGCUGAAAUUGAACUUUCGAACCGAGGAUUCACCCUCAUUCCACUACAACAAGUCCUCGUAACCUUACGGUACUACGCCACAUCUUCUUUCCAAGACGUGUGUGGGGAGUUGGUAGGAGUGGAUCAGUCGACAGUCAGUCGAACCGUCACUCGAGCGUCACUCGACCCGUUUAAGACACAGUAAACGCGGUUAGCUAUACGGUUCCGUUUACAGCAUUGUGCAUACCAAAAUCGUAUAGGAACUAAACGCGUUUAAGGCCCGUAUAACUAAACGCGUUUAAGCCCUAAUCGCGUUUACGCUAAACGCUUUCAACGUGCAUACGGGCCCUGAUUUUAACAGUAUUUAUGUCAACUUCAGACUUUUCCCUAGGCAUGAAGUGCUAAAUACAGCCGCACAUUUAGUAUGUCUUUCAAAGGGGGAAGUACAACAUUAUUGGUAUCAGCACACAAUAGCUUAGAAAGUGAAUUAUGGGUAUCUCAGUUCUGAAAAUUGCAGGGUGAUGUAUUAACUAUAUGCACAGAUAAAAGCUUUCGCUUGUUGGCUGCAUAGAAACAUUUUGAAGUAUUGGAAACAGACAACAGAGGCAUUACUGGAUGUUCAUAUCUAAAAGAAAUACAUCUAUAAUCUAUGGUAAACUCAGAUAAUGUUUAAUGUCUGGUUCUAAAAUAAAUAUACUGUCUACAGGUUAAAAGGUCUUUUACAAGAGAGCUCUGUGUUCAGUAAAAGAAAAAUAUCUGUAUUCAUAUCAGGAUGAGCUUCAAAAUAUCGGCAUGAUAAAUAUCUGCAAAAAUGUAAUAUUGUGCAUCACUGAUGUUGAAGGACAUAUCUGAUCCGGUGUUUCUUUCCCACAGUGCUUUUAGUGCUAUCUGGUGAAUAAAGUCACUUGAAAAUCUCUUAAGCUGCUCUUGUAGGUCCCUGCAAAAUUAAUUAAUCAUUGAAUACUAUGACAUGACAUGUAAUACAUCAUCUUACAUGAUCUCCCUCUCAUUCUUCUUCUUUGUUUUUGCUCAUGCAGUUUUUUGUACACCUGUAUAUGAGUUCAGAUCUCUUUUGAAAUCUCUUCUUUCAGUCUGUUUUGGACCCUCUUGUGAUAAAAAGUUUAUAUUUCUUUGCUUAUCUUGUCAUGUACAUGCUAAAGUAAUAUUUUUGCUGAUGAAUCUCAUCCUGCCAUCUUUAAACACUCACAUGUGUCAGUCAGUGUGAAGUUUUGCUGUUGACAAUGCAGAUUAAGGAUAAGCUGUUUGAAGUAGUGUAAAGAAGCUUUAGUACAGGCAUGUGUUAAACAGAAAUCCUUCUUUCUGUGCUCACUAAAUUGAGAUGGAAAAUUUCAGGAGCAAAAGGUGUAAUGUUGGUGCAAUCUGAUAGAUGACAAACAAAGAGAGUUUGUCCCAUGCUGCAGGACUUUGAACCUCUGCUGCGCCUCCUCUACUAGUAAAAUAAAAAGUGAACGCACAGCUGUGUGAACCUUGAAGCUCUGCAGUGUGUUGAGAAGAUGUCUGCUUGUUUGCAGGGAAGCUGUGGUGUGCAAAGAAAAACAAGAGGAAGAGAAAGAAGCUGCUUUACAACGCUCACAGAAAUGAUGGUUUGUCUCUUUGUAAAACAACUCCAAAGUUUUUCAUUUGAAUUAGUUUUGAAUUAACUUUUUAUUCCCGACUGUGUGAAUGCACCAUCAUCAUUAUUUUCGUCUGCUCUGCACACCUGUCCUCAUGCUUCUGACUAGUUUUUAUCAUUUAUUCCCCAUUGCCGGCUCAGAUAUGGAAAGUGAUGAGAUUCUCACCUAUGAGGAGAUGGCUCUCUACCACCAGCCGGCCAAUAGAAAGCGACCGAUUGCUCUGAUUGGUCCGAACAGCUGCGGGCAGACAGAGCUCAGACAGAGGCUCCUCAACAACCAACCAGAACGCUUCGCCGGGGCUGUACCUCGUUAGUAUUUAACACUGAAACAGUAAACAAGUGUCAGUGCAUUUGUGGACAUAUUGACCUGUGUGUGUGUGUGUGUGUGUGUGUGUGUGUGUGUGUGUGUGUGUGUGUGUGUGUGUGUGUGUGUGUGUGUGUGUGUGUGUGUGUGUGUGUGUGUGUGUUUUUGACAUAGACACCACACGGAACCGUAGAGAAGGCGAGCUGAGUGGUCGAGAUUACCACUUUGUAUCUCGUCAGACGUUUGAAGCAGAACUGGCAGCAGGUAAAUUCGUGAUAUUUCUCAGUCAAUGUUGGAUUGGUGUGUCUACAGUAUCAGAUUAAUGAGGAAGUUUAUGAGUUUGUUUGCAAAUGUGUAAAAACUUAAUGAUAUCUGAAUGUUCUUAGAGGAGCUGGAAUGACUCUUCAAUCCUUAGCAACUUAAUGACCAAAUCUUAUGGUAUUUCUUCCUUCAGUUUGAAACCAUUCUUUUAGCUCCACACAGAUCUUGCUUCUAACUCAGAGUCAAAUGAGAAUCUUUUCCCUCUCCUUUCUCCAGGGAAGCUGAUCGAGUCUGGCGAAUUUGAGAAGAACCUUUACGGGACGAGUACAGACUCAGUGAGACAAGUCAUUAACACUGGAAAAAUCUGUGUGCUCUGUCUGCACACUCAGGUGAGUACACUGUUCUCACUUGGUAUCAGCCUGCCUUCAGGGUUAGCCUUCUGGGCCCCCAAUCACAUUGAGUUUCAGACCAUCUUCUUCUCAUGUAUGACUUAUUAACAUUUCUCCACUGUACCUCAUGAACACUGCAGCUUUGAUUUUUCUUGUGUUUUUCCAGAGUGUGAAGACAUAGUUUAGUCCUGGUUUUUGUUUGUUUGUAACUAUAUGCACAGAUAAAAGCUUGUUGGCUGCAUAGAAACAUUUUGAAGUAUUGGAAACAGACAACAGAGGCAUUACUGGAUGUUCAUAUCUAAAAGAAAUACAUCUAUAAUCUAUGGUAAACUCAGAUAAUGUUUAAUGUCUGGUUCUAAAAUAAAUAUACUGUCUACAGGUUAAAAGGUCUUUUACAAGAGAGCUCUGUGUUCAGUAAAAGAAAAAUAUCUGUAUUCAUAUCAGGAUGAGCUUCAAAAUAUCGGCAUGAUAAAUAUCUGCAAAAAUGUAAUAUUGUGCAUCACUGAUGUUGAAGGACAUAUCUGAUCCGGUGUUUCUUUCCCACAGUGCUUUUAGUGCUAUCUGGUGAAUAAAGUCACUUGAAAAUCUCUUAAGCUGCUCUUAGUCCUGGUUUUUGUUUUUUUUACAGUUUACUGAACAUUUAUCAGUUCAGGUUGAAAAAUACACAACUUUCUUCUGAAACAAUAAACAUGUAGUCCAAAGCGAGGUCAGAGACCAGCAUGCUACUAUAAAGCCGUAAACAUACAAGAUCUGUGUUGAGCACGUUCCGUCAGUGCCAAGUUUCUGCUUCGUAGAGCAGCGCUGUCUAUUGCACACAGGAUGUGUAUUUGGAGCGUGUCAGCAGCAGCGUAGUGCAGCCCCGGUCAGCUUGGCUCAGUAUAGAGGAAACAACAUGCUCACAACAGGUUAUUUUUCCUUUCUGUGGUCUAUUUCCUGCUAAUUUGGAUAUAUUUCAGUGACUGUUGAGCCUCUGUUGUAUGUGGAAAAGCAAUGUGAUUUUACAGUUUCAUUUUUUGCAGGUUUACUCGAGUUUAAUAAAGUAAACUAUGUUCCUUUAUGCUGUGCUGUUACCUUCAGACAGAGUUAGCAGUUCAAAGUCCUGCUGGGGUCCACAUGGAUCAGGGAUUGACCAUUGGAUCGUUCUGUGUUACUGAUAAAUCCAUAAUCAGCAGCAGAUAAAUUACUCAUCUACAUGAACUGAUACACAUUCAGGAGUUGGCAUAUGGUGUUUUAUUUUGAAAGACCAGAUGACAAGCACAUAUUUUUGUGCUUGACAUCCUGUCUAGAAUGAUCUUCUCUGUGUAGAUUGACGUGUAUUGGAAGCAUAGAGCAGAGAAAAUAGACUUGGUGCAUAUCUUUAGCAGAGCUGCGCUCAACACGCUUCUAAUAUGGAGCUGCGAUGCUUCCUGUGUGCGAUGCUGCAUUGAUUAGAAUGCCAACCUUUUGCUGCGUGAUACGCGACACUGACAGGAUGCGCUCAACACAGAUCAUGGACGUUUUAGCCUUAACUUUAAGCCUAAAAUGAUCCUGCAUACACUUUUCGACCAAUCAGUAGCCAGGGGUUGAGUACACCUUCAGUUAGCCAUGCUGCACUGGUAUAAUCUCGCUGUGACACAUCAGACUGAUCUCUGGGAUGUCCUGUGUCAACAGGCUCUGAAGGUGCUGAGAAGUUCAGACCUGAAGCCUUACAUCAUCUUCAUCGCUCCGCCCUCACAGGAGAGACUCAGAGCCUUAUUGGCUAAAGACAGCAAGAACCCCAAGGUCUGUUUACGCUCGCUCGCUCACACAUAAAUAUUAGUGUUUGCAUCUUAAGGAUGUUUGCCUCAAUGACAGGCCCUUCUGUGUGUGUGUGUGUGUGUGUGUGUGUGUGUGUGUGUGUGUGUGUGUGUGUGUGUGUGUGUGUGUGUGUGUGUGUGUGUGUGUGUGUGUGUGUAUGUUUGUUUGUUUCAGCCCGAGGAGCUGCGUGACAUCAUAGAGAAAGCCCGUGAGAUGGAGCAGAGCUGUGGUCACCUGUUUGACGCUGUCAUCGUGAACACAGACCUGGACAAAGCCUUCAAUGAGCUGCUAAGACUCAUCAACAAACUGGACACUGAACCACAGUGGGUGCCCUGCUCCUGGCUGCGCUAAAAACACACACACAAACACACACACACACACACACACACACAUAAUCACAUUCACACACUUAAACUCACACAGAGACACAUUCACAUAUAGACCAGUCAUAGAGUAGAAACUGGAGAGAUUUAACAAACUGGGACCUGAAAUACAAGGAGAGGAUUACGACAGAGUGUUAGGCCCGGGGUCUAAAUUCAGAAAUAUGUCCAUUCUGCAUAAAUUUAAAGUUAAAAUAUAACUAAACAAGGGCUUAUUUUAAUGCAAGUAUACACAAAGUGACAUAAAACCUAAAACAAUCAGAAAGUUUGAAGUUAAAGUUGUGAUUUUACUGCAUAAAAAAGUCUACAAGUAUCUGAUUUUGACAACAAAGUGCUGUUAUUCUGCAGGUUAAUGAAAUGUGCCUGUUUGUCCUGGAGGUUAAGUCAGUUUUGUUUUAAAUUCCUCCUGUUUUUGCUUCACUCACUGCUCGGCUGCCUUAAAUCCUUUCAGACACUAAAACUGGACUUAACUUUUUUCUAAUUCCAUGAACUUUGUGUUCUUUGCGCUCCAGCUGCCUCAAAUAUGUGUGAUAAUUUAUUCAAACUGUGAUCUUAUUGAGGAAAUAAGGGCCAGGGUUAGUAAAAACUGUAACAAACUUUAAGUUUCUGAUUAUAAAAGUGAAAUUUUGCAGUUUCCACCUAAUUUUACAGCUCCUGUGAGGAGUUUUCAGCCCUAAAAUUACUGCUGGUGUCUCUGUAUGAGCUACAAAAGUAAACAGAUCAUGCACAUCAUGAGUGAGUACUUAUUUACAGUUAUUCUCAAUAUCUGAAGCCCCUGGUAGAGGAUAGGUGUCAGCUGUCAAGCUGCUGAAACAGCCUUUGAUGACAUUUUACUGAUUAUAGGUUAUCAAUAAGUCUUAAUUGAGUGUUGAAAUAAAGCAAAACAAAAUUUUCUCUUUUUUAGAGCAAAACUAAUAAGUUAAUACAGGGAGCCACUUUGUCCAUUGGGGGGGCCAGAAUCAAGGCCAACUGAAGGUUCCUCACAGGAGCUUUAAAUACCCUCCGUUUUACUAUUAGAUUCCAAUAUUUUAUUGUGUUAAUUUUGUUAACCUUAUCUCUUCAUACAUUUCCUCUCAUAAUCAGACUCUGUUGUGCUUCAAUAAAUUGACAGAUGAUUGCAUUGAGACUUUACGCUUGGAAGUGUUUGGAAAUCUUGGAUUUAGACCCUAAUACUCUUUCGUACUGCAGGAAACAAAAACUCAGCAAACAUUCAGCAUCUUUGAGACAGUAUUGACCUGGCGGCACUGGGAAGGAAAUUUGAAUGAACCCUGAACAAACUGAUCUCAGAUGACGCCUAACUUUUGGCGUUGUUCUAUAUUCAAACACUGAUCUCUUUUUUAUUUUCUCCUCACAUUUUGUAGUAUGACCAAACUAUGGACCUUGAACUUUAUCUCUUGAACUUUUUUUUUUUCUGAAAAAUGUUGGGCCUCACCUUCAAUGCAUCCUGUGAUCAUUUCAACUGUUCUGAUUAAAAAUAUUUAAAUUAUUUUUACUUUUUGCAGUGCUGAGAAUCAGUGUAAACAUUUGAUUUUGAAUUCCUUAAUUUUUUUUUUGAAUAACUGUGGCUUGGCCUUGGUCUUAAGCACAAACUUAAGGUGAGGAGUAAAUGUGAAAAUCUCAAACAGACAACAAAUCUAAAACCACACUGAGCCAACUCCUUUACUGCUACGACCAUAUUCUGAAUAUACAGCCACACUGUAUUAGAUGCUGACUUUCCUCUGUACUGAGGAGUGAUUUGAGACCCAAGGGUGCAGCUUUCUGAACCCUGACUGAUUGGUUUGACACCGACAGACCCACCCGUUAAAUUAACACUAUUCACCAUAUUCACACAGCAGCCAUUUUCCUCUGACAUCACGCUUGAGGAGGAGCAUCAAUUGCUUUCAUCAAAUGGAAAAAUCCUGUCCUGCUCUGUUUAAUGUUGCAAAUAGUCUUAACGUCGCUCAAUGCUGAGUCUGAAAAAGUAGGAGAAUUAAAACAGAUUGUGAUGAUAUGCGUACAAUUUACACUCUAUAUUUAAUGGAAAAUGGUGCAAAGACAACAUAUCAGAUGUUUAAACUGAAACUGAAUGGGGGACAAGUCAGGACUUCAGGCACACCAGUUUAUCAGCAGGAUUCUUCUACUAUAGAGCCAUGCUGUUGUAAUCUCUGAAGAAUGUGGUUUGUCAUGGUCUCGCUGAAAUAUGGAGAUUUUGUGUCCAUACAGUGAUUUGCACUAUAGAGUCAUGUCUGUCUGUAGUGCCUGAGGGCCUAAAAAGCAUAGACAUCCAAUACUGGUGUGGUACCAUGUCCUUUUUGUCCAGUUUCUCUGAAUAUUAUAAUGAUAUAUUUACUGAAGAUGUUUAAAUCCCAAAACUCUGUUCUUUUCAAAUUCAAUGUUCAGAAAGUUGUCUGGGCACCUUUUCUAAUCAAAUACAGGGUUUAAAUUGUUACCAAAAGUGUCAAUAUCAGUUUUAUUAGCAUUUUACAGUUAUUUGAAAUUAGAGUUGUAACAUCUACAAAAAUCAUGACCACUGCCAAAGUCAAUAGAUAUCAAAAAUUAGGCUGUUAGAAGGUUUGAUUUCAAGGUAGAUGACUAACUUUUUUCAAGGCUGAGAAAGGAAACUUAAACUGUAGUGCCAAAAACUGCAGUUCCUCAAAUGGCCACACAAGGCUGACUGCAAAAUAAGUCAAUCCCCUUAGAGUACCAUAUGAAAAUGACUUUCCAGCAGAAAUAAAUAUGUUUACAGCUUGGUACAAAAAACUACUAUGGUCUCUGUGUGCAUGAUAUCAGCUCUCAGAUUUAGCAUGGCGAGCAGAAUGGAAUGUUUUAAGCGACAGGUGAAAGCUUCAGUCGUCUGUGCCUUUUGGAAAUUUAAUGGGAAACGUAGAAAAUGUUUUCUCCUCUUCAGGACCUGAUAAAUCUUGUAAUUUUACUUUUUAUAAUCUGUAUUGUGACAUUGUAGUAUCAGCAAAAUCUUUAUUGCAGAUAAACAUUCAGAAAAUUUGUUUCUUUUUAUGCUCAGUCAACCAGAGUGAACCAGCCUCUGUGUAACUUAGUAUUAACAGUGUAACUAAGACCCAUCAGACUUAACUGUCAUAAGUUUGGACGUACAGCCUCAAACAAAGCAGCACAAUGUUUUCAACUUGAUCUCCUGACACUGAGCAUGAGUCAAGAGGACGCAAUAACACUAAAAUUAUGGCCCAGGGCUUGGUUUCUGUUUUCUCCUGACUGAUGAAUGACAGACGAUCCUGUCAGCUGACCCUCUGUCCUGUCUGAUCACACCUAAGUAGAAAUGACCUCUGACCCCCAAGGGGGGAGGGGAUGAUGAAACGGUGAGAGUUGUAGUCUUUAGUCAGCAGGUGAUGCUGAGAUUAUUAUACAUUGUGUGUGUGUGUGUGCGUGUGUGUGUGUGUGUGUGUGUGUGUGUGUGUGUGUGUUUGCAGACAGUGAAGUAUUAUUAUUGUGAGCACUGAAGUAGACCUGACACCAUAUCACUGUUAUCACUGGGUAGAGCAUUUAUAUAUUUGUAAUUUUAAAAAUAGAUUUAUGAAUUCCAGAAUGCACCAAUAGGAUUGCAGGUUUCGACUCCCUUGCCUCCCUGCCAUUGGUCCAGGAGGAGGAGGGGGCGGGGCUAAAUGAAAUUAACUGUAUUGAAUGUAAAGUUAAUUUACACCACCUCCUGUUUAUGAGACAUCACUUUUUCCUGAGAAAAUCUGUUUUUUGUAUGAGUAUUCACAAAGAAUAAAGAAAUAAAUAGAUGAUUGAUAAAAUAA